Acipenser ruthenus (sterlet) is the source of this 7532-nucleotide messenger RNA. Its product is annotated as transcription factor MafG-like. Lineage: Eukaryota; Metazoa; Chordata; Actinopteri; Acipenseriformes; Acipenseridae. Gene Ontology annotation, biological process: regulation of epidermal cell differentiation; regulation of transcription by RNA polymerase II. Bases 843 to 1457 code for a protein of 204 amino acids. Gene Ontology annotation, cellular component: nucleus. Gene Ontology annotation, molecular function: RNA polymerase II cis-regulatory region sequence-specific DNA binding; DNA-binding transcription factor activity, RNA polymerase II-specific. The record is from RefSeq and is a predicted model, not a curated record. The transcript is spliced from 3 exons.
UCGAACACCAGCCGCACAUUUAAAGGGGCUAUGUUAUUUUGCUGAGUGCGCACGCCUUUAUUCUCCUCGCCGCUGCCUGUGUAUAUCUCCGCUAUGUGUGUAUGUCGUUGUGUGUGAGAGUGCAUUAGGAGCAGACAUGCUAAUUCAUCAGGGACGGUGUCAUUAGACAUGCAGAACGAGCACAGUCAGUGUUUUAACAAAGGGAUAUGCUGCUGCUGCUUCUAGAAAUUGGUUAUGAGGGAAUCCCAAGCCAUGUUGACAGAGUAAGGUUUGGUGCGUGUGUAGCUGCGCGUUCCGAAAGGCUAAAUUUAAUACACUGCUGUGUACAGUGUAGAGAAAUGUGUAGUGAUGUCCAAUUAGAGCUGGGCAGAUUAAUAUCCCGAUUCAUCAGGAUGGAACCGUGCAAAAAACCUACAAAAACGAAUGCAAUACUAGAGCUAGAUUAUUAAGAACAGGUGGACUGCUUUUGUCUAGACGGUCGAGGUAAGGUAAGGGUAAGCUGUGUAUGCUGUUGUGGUUGAAGGAUAGGUUACAUACCUGGGUGAAGUGACUGGCAUCAUUUUAUUAGUUUUAUCUCUACGGAAUUAAAACGCUCUUGUAAAAUCAACAGCACAGGGUCAGGUGUCACAAUUGAAAGUUUCAGUCGUUUAAAAAGCAAUUCAUUCAUGUGAUGUGGCGGGAGACAUGUUCUCAUUUAUUAAAAACGAUAGAGGAGGUAUUUUCGAUAUGAUUUCUGUUAACCGUUUUUUCAAUGCAUAUUGUGUACUGACGGAUUGAAGGGAUAUUAGAUUGUGCUGAUUCGUCACAAAUGAGGAAUUAAGUGUGUGCUGUGGUGAUGUGCCAUGCUCUGGUCAGCCGAGGUCUUGCCUCGGUGUGAAGGAAUCGAUGUUGUUAACGACACCUCUUCUGAGAUGACCGAGAAUUCGCAUCAGGACCAGACCUGCGUUGUCAGAACAGGGUCUCGUGGUAUGACGACCGCCAACAAGGGACACAAGGCCUUAAAGGUGAAAAGGGAGCCCGGGGAGAAUGGCACGAGCCUGACGGACGAGGAGCUGGUGACGAUGUCGGUGCGGGAGCUGAACCAGCACCUGCGCGGCCUGACCAAAGAGGAGAUCCUGCAGCUGAAGCAGCGGCGGCGCACGCUCAAGAACCGCGGCUACGCGGCCAGCUGCCGGGUCAAGCGGGUCACGCAGAAGGAGGAGCUGGAGAAGCAGAAGGCGGAGCUACAGCAGGAAGUAGAGAAGCUGGCCUCGGAGAACGCCAGCAUGAAGGAGGAGCUCGAUGCCCUGCGCUCCAAAUAUGAAGCCUUGCAGAACUUCGCCAGGACAGUCGCCCGUAGCCCCGUGGCCCCCUCCCGGGGACCCAUUGCCUCCGUCAUCGGGCCCCUCAUCCCCGGCAAAGUGGCCACCACCAGCGUCAUCACAAUAGUCAAGUCAAAAACAGGUGCCAGGUCUUAGUAUCCGGCAGGGCUUGAGGGCAGUGGUUGGGAGAACAGGGCUGGUCAGUGCAUCAUAAUUGAGCACAUAUUUUUUUUUUUUUUUUUUUUUUUUUCUUUUACACCACCCAUACAAACUGCCUUGUGGCAGUGGUUGAGUUCGGUGGGCUGGUUAGAGCUGGGGACUGGCAACUGCCUGGAUUACUGAAGCCCAGCUCAGCCACUGCCGUACUGUGCCACCCUGAGGCAGGUCCCUUCUCCUCCAGGCUUCCUGAGUUGUAAGCAGGACCGUGCUGGAUAACAUCAUGUGGCAUCUUGGCUGGGUUUGACAGAUUGGAAAUUAAAAUCUGAUCCAAUAAACCAUGAAACUGGCAUGGAUUAGUAGAACUGAAAACAAAACAAAACAUACAACUGUAUUGAAGUUGUUUGGGGUUAGCAUGGGUCCAAAAAGAUUUUAAUGUUUUGUUCAUUUUUGUAAUGUAGGAAUUUGUUAGCCCAGUGGUCUAUUUAUGGAAUUUAUUAUUAUUAUUAUUAUUAUUAUUAUUAUUAUUAUUGAUUAUUAUUAUUAUUAUUUAAAAAAUCUUCAUGUUUUUCUAUUUUUGCAUGUCAGAACAAAACUCCAUUUUGUAUACAAGUAACUAUGUCUGAAACAUGGAGAGAACUGAAAAUAAUGUUGCUGCUUUUGUAAGCACAGCUGACCAUAGUUAUGCAAUUGGCUUAAAGUUCAAAGCAAUUCAGUCUAGUCUGUUUGAAGGAGGACUGAAGGCUAACCAAAACUUUCACUUUUUCUUAUAUAAAUGUGCCUAAUAUUUUGCACUGACCAAACAAAUUGCAAAAAAAAAAAAAAAAAAAGCUGUAGGUGUUCACAUAUUUCACAGCUGUACAGUAUCAGAACAGUGGUAGAGAUAUUAGUUGAUAUGACCAAUUUAUGUGAUUGGAUAGUCCUUUCUUUAAAACAAACAAACAAAAAAAAAAAAAACUAAAACAUUGCGCAUUUGUGUUUCCAUGUUGGGGUUGAUGGUUUACAAGCUAUUGUAUAAGAAAUAUUGCAAAAGCAAUAGUGGAUUUUGGUAUUUCUGUUAUCACAAAUGUUAUGAUACCCUGUUGAUCAGUCUAGAUAGGUUGGUGACAACCUACUUGGAUUCUCAGACAACAAUUUUCCCUUGCCCACUAUAGUGGGCAUAUCCUGGGUCUGUUUUAUAUAUCCAACGUUAUAAUAUGUUGGUACUGUCUUAAUCUUUACAAUGAAAAUAAAUAAUGUUGAUGUGAAGCUAUUGUUUACUAAAAGCUCCACAAUUACUUUGAGACAGACCCAUUCACUUUCUGAAUGACGACAACUUUUUUUUUAUUUUCUUUUUAAUUAAAUGGGGGGACUAGCUGACCACAUAAAUAGACAAAUUGUAUUCACACAAACUUUAUUAUAAAAAGUCGUUGUAUAUGUAUUCAAAGGAUCUUUGUCCACGUUCAAGUUUGAUUUUUAUAAAUACAUAGAGCAUUUCUUGCAUUAUUUAUAAAAUGUAAAAAAAAAAAAAAAGACAAAAAAUAAAUUGUUUGAUAUCCUUUUUUGCAAUUGUACCAAAAGUGGCUUAUUAUUGAAGUCGAUAGCUUUUCCUAGUGGCUAGGCGCGUACCGUGAUGCAGCGUGGCGUGAUGUUUAAGUGACUAGGUGACAGUAUUGUUCACUAUAUGGAUGUGAUGCUGUACUUCCUUUUUAUUACUUUGAUUACUUGUGAUGUAAACGGCACUUCUAAGCUUUCAGACCACCACCUCUUUGUGUCACGAAUGCUUUCUAGUACUUUUUGGUUUGCUGGCAACACCCUAUAAUUAGUUGAUCAAUAGAAAUGAUCGGUUGGCCAUUACAGUGCAUCAACUGGUAAAUGUUCUGUUUGUGUAGAACUUCAGAAUUACUUCUGUGAAACGAUUUGAUGGAAGAACCUAUAUGCGUUUGUGUACUACUGCAUCUUCCUCUACAUGCAAAAACAGGUCAGUUUCUCCAUUUUAUUCUUGGUUUGGUAUUGAAAGAUCAUUUCUCUUCACCAUGUGUUCACGCUUUAAUGAACCCCGAGGGUUUCUGCGCGCCUGUGGUGUGUUGUGUGCGUUGACAUAGAAACAAGGAGAGGCUUAGCCUGAUCUUUAUGUAAGAGACACACUGUGGAAAUGCACACAUUUUCCCAAAUAGCUUGAAAUGGAGUGCAGUUUCCUAGGCAUUCAGGAAGCCUGCUCUUUUUAGAAUGUGUCUUCUGCUUCAUUAGCCAUUCCUGUUGAUCCUGAGAGCUGCUCAGCAUAAACGUGGGGGUCUGAAGGUGAAAAUAAUGUGCUGCUGUUGAUUGUUUUAAGUUAUUUUUGUGAUUGUGAUUUUGUUUUUGUUUGGAGUUGUUUUUUUGUAUAUUUUUGUGCUAUAUUUAAAGGAAAAAAAAAAAACAAAAAAAAAAAAAAAAUUUGCCAGGGGUGUGCUACUCUUGUACUGGGUAAUACAUGGUUAGGACAGAAACUCGCUGCUCGUGGAUCCUAAGCUACUGCCGUCUCGUAAAGGACCAGAAACUAAAGACCGCAAAGCCUGUUUCACACAUGCAGCCAGCCGUAGUUGCUGCUGAUUACACAGGGGAAUUCUGCCUCAAAUUGAUGAAAAACAUUCUUGCACUUUUUCAGUAUAAACAGUUAUCGUACAGGUAUUAAACUCUUUCAUAGAAGUAACGUUUAGCCAGAAUAAUGUUACAGUACUGUAGUGUUGAAUAGUUGCCUUUGACCAAUACAUUGCAUAUGACUGGAGCCUUAAAUAUGUGGUUUAUUUAGGUAACACUUAGCAAAACUAUUAUAGGCUUUUAUAAAGUUCUAAUCAAUUACAGCACUUGCAAGUAUCAAGAAUAGGUAGAAAUGAAUUCCAUGAGUAAUGCUUUAUUUGAAUGGGCACUUUCUGUGUUUAUGAACAGAUAACUAGCUUACAAAUAUGCUGUGACAACAUGAGAGAAUUGGGUUUAAAAGCUUUUUAAGGCGUUUUUUUUUUUUAAAGACAGCAGUACUUUUUAUUAGUUUAGAAAAAAAGUUUACUAUAUAUUAUAUUUUAACAAAAGUACGAACAACAUUUCUUAACAUGCUAAUAGUUAAGAGUUAAUAAACAAAGUGUCCAUUAAAAAUAAAGUGUAACAUGAAAAAAAUAUGAACUUGAAUGAACAGGAACCUCAAACAUACUGUACUUCUGCAGCUGAUCCAAGUUUUAUAAAGGGAAGAAUUUGAAAAGCAAAAAACGAAAUCCAGACAUGACUUGUUGGAGCCGUUACUCUGGUCCUGUGCAGGCGUUCGGUAGAAGGUUCUGGGGUAGAAUCGCCCACCACAGCCGUUGUCUAAUCAUGUCCGGCCAUUUAAAAGUUUCUGUGAAAGUUUUUUGGUUAGGGAAAAUACCCAUUUGCAAGGCAAGAGUUUUUAUGAGCGCAAUUGCUCACAAAAGAAAGUGAGCAAACCUCCUUUACGCCCAUCAGUUUGUGAAUAAAUUUGUGAACCCAACUGCAAGAAACUAAAAGAUGAUUCGCAGUGGAAAUUCAUUUUUAAGAUAUUUAUGUUGUGCUCCCCUACCCCUAAACACUUGACCUUUCGGAACUGAAUUGUUUGUCUGAAAAGCUACAGCUAUGGCCAAACAUUUUGCAUCACCUAGAACUUUAGGAUUGAGAAAUAAUAAUAAUAAUAAAACUAUAUGAACAGAAUUUAGAUAUUUUAUUUAACAUCAUGAAAUCAAAGAAACUUCAAAGUGAUCUACCAUAAUAGUAGUACAGUAUUUCAUGUUAGAUUUCAAAAUGUCAAUUUUUUUAAGUAUAUGGAAAACUGCAAAGCGGUAUGUAAUUCAAUUUGUUAAUGUAACAUUAUUCAGCAGGCUUCAUUAAGUUAAUUGUAUAGGGUGAUGCAAAACAUUUGGCCAUAGCUGUACAAAACACUGGAAAACCUCCCCCCCCCCCUAAAGUAUUUCUUUCUUCUCUUGCAUAAGGACACCAGUUAAAAAGGCAAAAAAAAACAACACAUAAAAAAGCGCUGAUUUUCUUCCACUAGUUCUGUGAAGGUGUUCUCCUGACAUUUUUCCUAUUUCUCUGUGCUGCUUUGUUUCAGUGUGAACGUUCUCUCUCUUGCUGUGGAGAUUCUGUCGUAAUUCCCUCUGAACAAUGUGUAAAGGGUUAAAGUGCUUGUAGCAAGCGCCUUGUGUCUUUCGUGUUCUCUUCUGGAGACCGUGUUGCGUACAUGUGUACGUCGUGGUGACUGUUGUGAACCUUUUUAAAUAUGCAACGUAAUGGACUGCAUUGAGAGGCAAUAGCUCUAAACUAUGGGUCGUCUUGUGAAGUGACAAAGUAAAUAGUUUUUUUUUUUAUACAGAAUGCUAUCUGUCUGUCUAUGUGAUUCUUAUUGGAUCUGUAAACGCUGUGUUAACCUAACUGUUUCCUUCCUUCACAAGAUUUCAGAAUCCAUAAAAUACAGACCAUUCAGCAAUAAAAUAAUUCAUUGUAAUAUCUGUGUACAUCAUUACAUCCCCUACUAUUGAAACAGGUCAGCUAUGUGUACUUUUUCAGUUCUUGGUGUUCUCCAGUUAGAUUUUGUGGUCCCAGUCCUGAUCUGACCUUUGCAUGCUAAGAAGUGCUUCCACUUCGAUUCAUUUUUUAAAGAAACCAAUUCACUUUAAUACCAGUAUUUCACAAUGUUUGCACAUUUAAAAAAAAGAGUAUUGCUUUUCUUUUCAAGGUUUUAAACAUGAUUUUUAUUUCCCAUUGCACUUAGAAAGAAGUGUUGCAAACUGCACUGGAGAGUUCUUUCAAUCUGUUUUCAGUGCACUGUUGCACACCUAUUCAACCACAAUACUGACAACACUUUUAAAAAAAAUAAAAUAAAAAAUUAUGUGGACUGGUGACUUGUCUAGGUGAGGAAAACCAGCACAAAAAGGAAGGGACUAAAUGCGGAGAUGGGGGAGGGGGCAAAUGGAAGUUGCAAUAUAUACAGUAUAUUUGCAUAUCAGAAAAUGUCCUCGCCUUUUGCCUGGGUGUAAUUCUUGGUGUCAGAAGGUUGGUGGUGAUUUUGUGCAGAAUGGUCUGUAUUCCUCUUUGCGGUUUGACUCGGGUUCCAGCCCAGCUUUGCAACAGCCAGUGGAACAAACUGUAGUUCAACGCCUUAUCAAGUCAAAUAUCUUCUAGGUUAAAAAUCUUUUAAAAUAAAAAAUAAAAAACAACUGUACCGUAUCACCGGUUAUGCAUUGUGCAGGAAGGAAAGUGGUUUUAAAAUUGGAAAAGGUUUUUUUUUUUUUUUUUUUGGCACCCUAUUUUAAUUGGGGGAGGGGUUGGGGUUGCUCACUGCAUUUCGAAGUCUGAAUACAGUAUUUGUCGUUCAUGUUUAAUUUUACUUUGAAAACGUUCUAUUUUGCUGCUAGACCAAUUAGAUUUAGUUGUAAUGAAAUAGUGGGUUUUUUUUAAUGCUGUUGGUAAACUCUUAAAGUAACCCUCCCCUCAAACACAGAUGAAACCAGAGUAAUUGUCAAUAUUUGCAAUGUGUUAACUGCACUAUUGCGUGUACUUCUGCAGUCUGCAUUUGUUUUAUUAUGCCCUUAUCAGUGAAGUGUAGAAUUAUAUUUAAAACAAAAGGAAAUUCUCUUAGCAUUUGGGUGGCAGAUCUUUAGAUGGCUUGUGUUAUUUAUUCGGCCACGUACAGUAUACAGUAUCUGAUCUCCAAUAACUCUUAAUACCUUAAGAGUAAAGUCAUUUUUGCUUCAAAGUCUAAAGUGAGAAUUGUGAGCUAUAUAAAAGUAGUGUGUUUUUAUGAAUAUGGUUAAUAAAUAAUAAUAAUCUAUCCUUAUUUUAUGUCGGUUUCUAAAGGGGUGUAAUAAAUUAUAUCACAGUGCUUUGUAUGAAAAAUAAGUCCAUUCAGUUGUAAGUAUUUAUUUACUAAAUUAUUGUACUUUUUUUUUGCAAUCUGUAGAUAAGUAAUAUGUAUUCAUAUAUAACAACCAUCAAAUGAACUGUUUAAUUUACAGUAAGAGGCGUCUAAGUUAUUGAUGUACAUACUGUAUGUUUAUUGAUAUACAGCUUACUUUAUUUUGUAUAUGACCAAUAAACACAUUUUGAAAAAGAAUC